This is a messenger RNA of Trypanosoma conorhini, 699 nucleotides long. RefSeq lists its product as uncharacterized. The transcript has a single exon. The record is from RefSeq and is a predicted model, not a curated record. Bases 1 to 699 code for a protein of 232 amino acids. NCBI's taxonomy places the organism in Eukaryota, Euglenozoa, Kinetoplastea, Trypanosomatida, Trypanosomatidae.
AUGUACGGUUUAUGCAGAGUGCGUCUCGCUGCCGCGGCGUUUGGCGACUUCUCCUCCGCGGCUUUCACAGGGGACGACGGCGGGGAACACGCAAGCCGCGCUUCUACGCGGGCCCAACACGUCGCCGACGCCACAGACACCGACUCCGCCUCUACGGCCCGCAGCCGGCCCACGAUAGACACGUAUCGCUCCAUGUCGGCGGCGGAGCUGGAGACGCUUCUGCGCACCCGCGAGCAACAGGUUCAGCAGCUGCGCGCCGUUUACGAGAACUUUCACUACGAGGUCGACAAGCGCUUCCGCACGAUGGUGUUUGACUACCACGAGAAGGCCAUGAAUCUGUCGCAGGUGCACGGAAAGAUGCAGCUUGGGUCCCUGCAGAUUAGCCGUGAGGCGCUUGUGAAGCUGCGGGAGCAGCAGGAGAUGUACAGCCGUGACCACCGCCUUCUCGUCACUGUAUGCACCGUGUUUACCUUUGCGUUCUGGGUGUGGGUGCGGCGGCACUACGUCCGCCGCGAGGACCUCUUUGGCGACGAGUCGCAGAUGCGCAUUCCCGGCAACCAACGCUCCGUGACGGGAGUGGGAAGCUACAACGAAAACGUGUUUGGCUCGGCCAAGCGCAGUGCGCGCAAUCUGGAGACGUCAUGGGAGCGCGAGGUGCGAGAGAGGCGUGAGAGGCAAGAACGCGAGGAAAAGCAAUAG